Messenger RNA from Lathyrus oleraceus (garden pea), 1044 nucleotides. RefSeq lists its product as uncharacterized. Lineage: Eukaryota; Viridiplantae; Streptophyta; Magnoliopsida; Fabales; Fabaceae. The transcript has a single exon. Bases 1 to 1044 code for a protein of 347 amino acids. The record is from RefSeq and is a predicted model, not a curated record.
AUGACAACUCCAAGGAGAAACACUUUCACACUUAAGUACAAGGAACCUAAGCUGGACAGUCUGAAGGGUUUAAUCUCUAAUUUGACUCUCAGUAAACGUGAUGACUUCGGAAAAAACUAUGGGAAAAUUUUGAGCCUUCUGACUAAGAAAGUUGACUAUGGGAUUAUCAGCUCUUUGGAACAAUAUUAUGACCCACCUCUGCGCUGUUUCACAUUCGUUGAUAUCCAACUAGCUCCUACUUUGGAAGAAGUUGAGAGAAUCAUGGGUCUCAAAUUGAAAGAUUUCAAUCCAUUUCCAAAGCUUGAAGAAGAAGCGGGCCCAAAGAAGAUAACUUCAGCCCUAAGUAUCAAUGUCCUGACUGUUCUAGACAAUUGGGUUGAGAAAGGGGGUUGCGAAGGUUUUGCCAUGACGUUUUUGGAAGAUUUAGCUCUGAAGUUCAAGAAAAAGGGAAAUUGGAAUGCAUUCUAUGCUGUGUUGGCUUUGUUGAUCCAUGGGAUUGUGCUCUUCCGAAACAUUGAAAAAUUUGUGGAUCAGGUAGCCAUAGAAGUCUUUCUCUCUGGCAAUCCUGUACCAUUUUGCUUAGCUGACAUUUACCAUGCCCUUCACGCUCGACAUGAAAAGAGGGGUGGAACUUUGUUGUGUUGUGCUCCUUUGCUUUAUACUUGGUUCAUGCAACAUAUGCCCGAAGAAGGCCCUUUUGAGGCAAAGGAACUUAAAUCUCCUCAAAGAUUAGCGUCUCUCACUGCAAGUUCCAUCCGAUGGUAUAUCCGAGAGUGGGAAACCCCAGACAUUAUAAUCAGCUGUGGGGAAUUUCCUAAUGUACCGUUGUUGGGUACUAAAGGUUGCAUCAAAUAUAACCCUAUGUUAUCUCGAAUGCAACACGGCUACUCCAGGGAUGGUCCUCCUAACGCAAAGAACUUAGAACCAUUUGUGCUCUUUAACAUCCAAGCAAGUAAUCCUGAUGUAAGAGCGAUACGAAAGACUUGGUUAAAGGUUGUUAGGAAGGGUAAAGAGUUUGGAAAAAGAAACCUUCUUACCAAAUAA